UUUCUGUCACGUAUUAUUGAGAGGAAAAGUUACUAUGAGUCAGAAGUGAUCAGAACGAGGGUCGGGAAAAAACAAAAUGUAUGGUCUUAGCUCAAAAGCAAGCAAUGCAGGAAGGAAACUGGGGAGGAAUGGGCUGGUUGCAGUUGCUAUUGACAAGGAUAAAUCGAGUCAAUAUGCCCUUAGAUGGACAGUUGAUAAUCUGCUUGUUAAAGGCCAAACUGUAAUACUCAUCCAUGUACUCCCCAGGUCAUCAUCCACAGCAGCAGCUGGAAACAUAUGUGCACUUAAUGAUGCUAAUCAACAAGUUGAGAAGCCAGCCAAAGAUCUGUUCCUCACCUUUCAUUGCUAUUGCACACGAAAAGAUAUACAAUGCUUCGAUGUUACACUUCAAGGCAAUGAUAUAGCCAAAGCUAUAACUGAAUAUGUAGCCCAAGGUGCAAUCGAGAGUUUGGUUCUUGGGUCAUCACGGCAUGGCUUUAUCAGAAGAUUAAAGGCAAUUGACGUCCCUACUGCAGCACUAAAAGGAGCACCGGAUUUUUGCACAGUUUAUGUUAUCUCCAAAACGAAGAUCUCCCAAGUUCGAAAUGCAUCUCGACUGGCUCCAUUUACUUCUCCUAUUUAUAACCAAAUAAACCAAAUAAAUCAAGUGCAAGAUCAAUUUCAAGUUAGCAGGUCUACUUGCACGUCUCCAGAUCUACGUCCCAAGCAAAUCCCCGUUAUGAGAGGAGACGUCACUCCUCGAAGACCUUUUAUCUCACGAGAGGACCAUGAAUUAAUCAGGUCACCAUUUGCUAGGGGAAGAGGUUUUACUGGGAAAACGUUUGGAGACCUGUCGGAAUCAGAAUCUGAUAUUUCAUUCAUAAGCUCUGAAAGGCCAAGUGUUGAUAGAAUGUCUGCACUUUACGAGGGUAUGGAUUCGGGGCGAACCUCACGGAUAUCAACUAGUUCAGACAGUAGCUUUGGCUCUGAACGUUUUGGAUCUAAGGCCAGCGACUUGAGUUCUUUCUACGAAUUCUCAUCAUCUUCAAUUGAAACUGAUGAUGCAGAAGCAGAAAUGAGAAGGCUAAAAUUAGAGUUGCAAAGAACAAUGGAUAUGUACAGUACAGCCUGCAAGGAAGCUUUAACUGCCAAACAAAAGGCAGCAGAGCUCCAUCGUUGGCGAAUUGAAGAAGAAAAAAGAUUAAAAGAAGCUCGACUAGCUGAAGAGGCAGAUAAGAACAAAUCUGAGUCUGCGUCUGAAACAGACCAAGCAUCUCAAACAAGCCAAGCCCAAAGUCCUCCAAUUUACUGCGGCUUUAGGUAUAGAAGGUAUACUAUUGAAGAGAUCGAAGCAGCAACAGACAAUUUUAGUGAAUCUUACAAGAUUGGAGAAGGCGGUUAUGGUCCUGUCUUCAAGUGUUAUCUUGAUCAUACUGCGGUUGCUGUUAAAAUCUUGCGUCCAGAUGCUACCCAAGGAAGGUCACAAUUUCAACAAGAGGUUGAAGUUUUAAGCUGUAUGCGGCAUCCAAAUAUGGUGCUCCUGCUUGGAGCCUGUCCUGAAUAUGGUUGUCUGGUGUACGAAUGUAUGCCCAAUGGAAGCUUAGAAGAUCGUCUGUAUCGAAGAGGAAAUACCCCUGCUCUCACAUGGCAACUUAGGUUCCGAAUUGCAGCAGAGAUUGCAACAGGUUUGCUUUUUCUUCAUCGAACUAAGCCAGAGCCACUAGUCCACCGUGACCUUAAGCCCGCCAAUAUUCUGCUUGACCAAUACUUCGUAAGCAAGAUUGGUGAUGUGGGAUUGGCCAGAUUAGUCCCCCCUUCGGUGGCUGAAAAUGUAACACAGUAUAGAAUGACAUCAGCUGCAGGAACGUUUUGCUAUAUCGAUCCAGAGUAUCAGCAGACAGGAAUGCUUGGAGUUAAAUCUGAUGUAUAUUCCUUUGGAAUCAUACUUCUGCAGAUCAUUACAGCCAAGCCCGCGAUGGGGUUGACUCAUCAUGUUUCAAGGGCAAUCGAGAAUGGAAACUUCACUGACAUACUCGAUCCCAAUGUGCCUGAUUGGCCUGUUGAGCAAGCGUUAAUCGUGGCAAAUUUAGGCCUUCAAUGUUCAGAAUUGAGGCGAAAGGAUCGACCUGAUCUCGGCAGUGUUGUGCUGCCUGAGUUGAACAAGCUGAGAGAACUUGCUGAUCAAAGUAUGGGCCAUCUUUUGCUUGGUGGUAUUGGUAGUGCUGGCCACUCUCCCUACAAUAGCCAAACUUCUGUGUAAGUAGUAGUAUUAUUAAGUUAGUGAGUCGAGGAGUGGUAGUGUUUAUAGUAAUGUGUAAAACCAUUUCUGUAGGGCAUACUUAUGAAGACGUUUUCUAAAUGUCCGAAACUCAGGGAUAAACGUUGCUGCAAGUGUUCCGAUGUUUGAACAAAUAAGUGCAAACAUCGAGGAUAAUCUGAUCAUCAAUCUGACAAUGUGUAGCUACUAUUGGUUGUUAUCAUAUCUCUUGAUAUUGUACCGAUGAUACUCAAAAACACUUUACCUAUAUAGCCAGAAAGUUUUUAUUUUUUAUUUUUUA
This is a messenger RNA of Coffea eugenioides, 2537 nucleotides long. Its product is annotated as U-box domain-containing protein 35-like. Lineage: Eukaryota; Viridiplantae; Streptophyta; Magnoliopsida; Gentianales; Rubiaceae. The coding region runs from base 77 to 2239 and encodes 720 amino acids. Gene Ontology annotation, molecular function: ATP binding; protein kinase activity. The transcript is spliced from 9 exons. Gene Ontology annotation, biological process: protein phosphorylation. The record is from RefSeq and is a predicted model, not a curated record.